Eruca vesicaria subsp. sativa (arugula) is the source of this 2715-nucleotide messenger RNA. Lineage: Eukaryota; Viridiplantae; Streptophyta; Magnoliopsida; Brassicales; Brassicaceae. The record is from the annotation of a GenBank genome assembly.
GAUAUAUCGUAUCUAUGUACGACAGCUUAGCCAUUGGUUUCUUGGUUUCUUCUUGGGAGUUGAGAGAAUAUGGAGAGUUCUUAUCUUGUGCUUUUGUUGAUGUUAAUUGCAACUUUGGCCAUCAUUCAUAUAGUUCAAGCUCAAGACCAACAAGGGUUCAUCAGUUUGGAUUGUGGGCUAUCUGAGAAGGAACAGUCUCCUUAUAUCGAGACUUCCACGGGGCUGAACUUCUCCUCAGACGCAACAUUCAUCCAGAGUGGGAAAACGGGUGAAAACAAGGCAAAUCUGGCAAGUGAAUUUAAGAAGCCAUACAGAACACUGAGAUAUUUUCCAGAUGGCAAACGGAACUGCUAUAAUCUGAAUGUAGAGAAGGGGCUUAAAUAUUUGAUCAGGACAGUCUUUAUAUAUGGAAAUUACGAUGGUCAUGACACUUCACCAGUGUUUGAUCUUUAUCUUGGACCUAACAAAUGGGCCACGAUAGAUUUAGGACAACGGAGGAAUAACACACGGGAAGAUAUCUUUCACAUAGCAACAUCAAACUUGUUGAAGAUUUGUCUUGUUAAGACUGGCGAAACUACACCGCUAAUAUCUGCCGUGGAAUUACGCCCCAUGCCAAAUGAUUCUUAUAACACUACAUCUGGCUCCCUUAGGCUUUACUCCUGUCGUUAUUUUAAAGAGACAGAAUCAUAUCUACGGUACUCUGCCGAUAUCUACGAUCGCAUAUGGAUACCGAAACUCAAGAAGGAAUGGACUCUGAUCUCCACCUCUAGUGACUUGAAAAUUUCCAACUCUUUUCCUCCACCAAAAGAUGCACUAAAAAACGCUGCCACGCCUUCUAACGCCAGUGUACCAUUGACGCUUGAAUGGAGUCCACAAUCUUUGUCCAUUAAUACUCUUGACUAUUAUUACUUGUACGUACACUUUGCUGAGGUUCAAGACUUGCAGGCAAAUGAGAUCAGGGAAUUCAACUUGGUAUGGAAUGGACAACAUUUGGAGGGCCCUGUAACUCCUCCAAAGUUAGAGUUACUUACUGUCUUUAGCCGGUUACCACCGAGGACUUGCAAUGAAGGGAAAUGCAUUUUACAGCUGAUAAGUACCAACAGAUCAACUCAUCCACCUCUAAUCAAUGCUUAUGAACUCUACCUAGCCAUCCAGUUUCCGCAGUCCGAAACAGAUGAAAGAGACGUGAAUGUUAUAAAAAGCAUCACCGCCAGCUAUGCAUUAAGUAGAAUCAACUGGCAAGGUGAUCCAUGCUUCCCUCAGCAGCUUAGGUGGGAUGGUUUAAACUGCACAGACGCGGAUAUGUCCAUUCCACCAAGAAUCACUUCUUUGAACUUGUCUUCAAGUGGUUUAACUGGAACCAUAGCAUCUGCCAUUCAGAAUCUUACGCAACUAGAGAAAUUGGACUUGUCGAAUAAUAACUUGACUGGAGAAGUGCCGGAGUUUCUAGGCAACAUGAAAUCUUUGUUGGUCAUAAACUUGAGCGGAAACAAUCUUAGUGGUUCACUUCCUCAAGCCUUACAAAGAAAAGGACUGAAGCUAUCUGUGCAAGGAAACCCAGAGCUUUGCGUUUCCGAUUCAUGUAGAAAACCACCCAAGAAGAAUAUUUUUGUGCCAAUUGUUGCAUCAGUUGCUUCUGCAGCCAUAAUCGUUGCUAUGUUGGUUAUUUAUCGUCUAGUCAAAAAGAAAAACUCAACGAUUCUACAAAAUUUAACCCAGCGACCAAGUGCUCCAACGGGGAACACUACAUUUGCUAAUAAGAAAAGCAAAAGGUUCAAAUACUCAGAGGUCAUCAAAAUGACAAAUAACUUCCAGAGUGUUAUAGGUAUAGGAGGGUUCGGCAAGGUUUAUCGAGGUACUGUAAAUAGUUCUGAAGUGGCUGUUAAAGUACUCUCUCAAUCUUCAUCUCAAGGCUAUAAAGAAUUCAAAGCAGAGGUUGAACUUCUUGUGAGAGUUCACCAUACAAAUUUGGUGACCCUCGUUGGGUAUUGUUAUGAAGGAGAUCACUUGGCCCUCAUCUACGAGUUUUUGCCGAAUGGAGACUUACAACACCAUCUGCCAAGAAGAGGAGGUAGAUCCAUCAAUAACUGGAGUAUUCGACUAAGAAUAGCUCUGGAGUCAGCACAAGGAUUGGAGUAUUUGCAUAUUGGAUGCUCACCACCGAUGGUUCAUAGAGAUGUAAAAACUGCCAACAUUUUGCUAGAUGAGAAUUUCAAGGCCAAAGUCGCUGAUUUUGGGCUCUCGAGAUCUUUCAAAAGCGGGGUAGAAUGUCAAGAGUCCACAGUAGUUGCUGGUACCCUGGGAUACCUUGACCCCGAAUAUGCUCGUUCAGGUCAGCUGAGUGCGAAAAGUGAUGUCUACAGUUUCGGGGUCGUGUUGUUGGAGAUUAUCACAAACCAACCCGUUAUUAGUCAGGCGUCUGAAGAUGCUCAUAUAAGAGAUUGGGUUGACUCUAAGCUUAGCAGAGGCGAUAUUAUUGAGAUUAUGGAUCCAAAUCUUGGCAAGGAUUAUGACUCCAAUUCUGCAUGGAGAGCUCUUGAGGUAGCAAUGUCAUGCGCGGAUCCUUCUUCCUCAAAACGACCAUCCAUGUCUCAAGUCAUUCAUGAGCUAAAAGAGUGUAUCGUGUUGGAAAACUCGAGGGUUAAUAAUAUUCAAGGCUUGGAAUCUCAAGCAAACAUUAGCUCGAGCACUUCGGUGAGACCCAUGGCAAGAUAG